Molecule: messenger RNA, 1835 nt
Organism: Paramisgurnus dabryanus
Lineage: Eukaryota; Metazoa; Chordata; Actinopteri; Cypriniformes; Cobitidae
Gene: rgs20
Product: regulator of G protein signaling 20
Source: RefSeq, a predicted model, not a curated record
AAUGAAUCAGUGACAUCCGAAGGAUUUACGCUGCCUCCACCACAGCUCGCACAAAAGACGCAUGCGCAUUGACAAAAAACAGCCGGUCUUUAAAAAAAAUCCUUAUGCCAGCGGAUGUAAUCAAGGCAAAGAAUAUAUCUUAUCUCUGGGCAUACAUGGUGAAAUUCCCAUGGGAUCAGAGCGGAUGGAGAUGCGAAAGAGGCAGAUGUCGGUGCAGCAGGAGUCGGUGGCGGAGACCACAGCACCGGCGCAGAACGAGCAUCCCGGCCAGGGGAACCGCGGUUCUAACGCCUGCUGCUUCUGCUGGUGCUGCUGCUGUAGCUGCUCUUGUCUCACUGUUAGGAAUGACGACAGAGAAGAGAGGAACCGGAGAGCAUCGUAUGAUCUUAAAACAGAAGGGAAUGGAGACUUGGAUGAGAGUCCAAAACCCACUGCGGAGGAGGCGUGCUCAUGGGGGCAAUCCUUCGACAAACUGAUGCACUGCCCUGCAGGAAGAAGUGCUUUCCGGCAGUUUCUGCGCACUGAGUUCAGUGAGGAAAACAUGCUCUUUUGGUUGGCUUGUGAGGAAUUCAGUAAGGAAACCAAUAAGAGCCUCAUCGAGGAAAAGGCUCGGGUUAUAUACGAAGAUUACAUCUCUAUUCUCUCACCCAAAGAGGUGAGCCUCGACUCUAGAGUUCGGGAGGUUAUAAAUAGGAACAUGCUGGAGCCAACAUCGCACACGUUCGAUGACGCUCAGCUUCAGAUAUACACGUUAAUGCAAAGAGACUCAUAUCCUCGAUUCAUGAACUCCCAAGUCUACAAAAACCUGCUUAACACAGUGUCCGAGCAGCCGCAGGAAUCUUAGACACCUGUGAUCCUGGUCCCUUAUUUUUAGUUUGUUACCUUUCCUUGCGUAGAAUAUAUUUCAAAGGGCCCGAUAUGGGUCCUCCCAGGGAUUUUACUGCUACAGCGAUCUGUACCUGAAAAAGACACUCAGGUCUCCAGGUCACUGGAUUUAAAAGAAAAAAUAUCUCAAAUCUCCUGAGGGCUCAACACCACAAGUACUGCUACAGAUCAGCAUAGCCAGACGCUCCAAAGGAUUAUCAGUGUGUUUUGAUGUUUUUGAGAAAAAAAUGAUCUAUUUUAUUUGUGUUAUAAGUUUUUUUAUUGUUUUUAUUUUCAUUUUUGUAUCAAUGUUCGAAGGAAGAUGUGAUACCAAUUGUGGGCUUUACACAGUAUAUACAAUAGAUAUAUUUAUGAAUUUCUAUAACAUUUCAACUUUUCUUUCCUCAUAUUACAAUACUUAAAGAAAAGGGAACUAUGGGUAACAAGUAUUGCCCGUUUCUGAAUAGUGCGUAUGAGAAUCAAAGCUCGAGUCAAGGCAACACUUCAGCUCAGCACACAGGAGAGCCUGUGAUACACAGUAUUGUUUCAGCUACUUCACCAGCUAACUCUGAUAUAAUGACUUGGCAUCUCCAAUAAGAAAUUACAAUUUUGCUCUGUCAGUAUUAUAAAAAGAGACUUAAAUAAUGGACAAAUCUGGAUUCAAAUAAACCAGAAAAUAUUUGUGAAAUGUAUUUGACCCAACAACAUGUUAAACCACCCAGCAAAGGGUUACAACCCAAUGUUGGGAGAGAUAUAAGUAAAAAAAAAUGCUGGGUUAUUUUCAGCGUUGGAAUCAAAAAGGGACAAACCCAGCCCACUUGGUUGUCAUUUAAAGGAAAACACCACUGUUUUUUUAUAUUUUAUUAUGUUCUUACCUCAAAGUAGAUUAAUUAAUACAUACAUUAAGUGUACGCACUGAUCUUUAUCAAUGCACACAAUCUUUGCACAGCGCGUUGUGAAUGUGUUAGCAU